This is a messenger RNA of Juglans microcarpa x Juglans regia, 2249 nucleotides long. Its product is annotated as cysteine-rich receptor-like protein kinase 10. Gene Ontology annotation, biological process: protein phosphorylation. Lineage: Eukaryota; Viridiplantae; Streptophyta; Magnoliopsida; Fagales; Juglandaceae. The transcript has 7 exons. The coding region runs from base 82 to 2088 and encodes 668 amino acids. The record is from RefSeq and is a predicted model, not a curated record. Gene Ontology annotation, molecular function: protein kinase activity; ATP binding.
UUUGGGAUUAUGGACCUAACAGCUACUCCAAAGAGAGAUUUUCCCAUUAUUGAUCCUAGUAGAGAAUUUAGGAAGUGAAGCAUGAAUCAUCCCCAUAUCAGUCCAAGAUUAAUUCGAUUACUUACGUUUUCUGCUUUUCUUGCCUUUCUCCUAUGGGAGCUGGCCUAUGCCGACCCUCCUUAUAGCUUUUGUCCUGAAACAAGUGCUGGCUAUAUAGACGGCAGUCCAUUUAAAAAUAACCUUGAUGAACUCCUCUCUUUAUCCUUAAGUGCUUCUUCUUCUUCCAAAUUCUAUAAUACCUCCACAGGAAAUGGUGCAGAUAGAGUUUAUGGUGUACACAUGUGCCUCGACUAUGUCACAAAUGAAGACUGCGGGAAGUGCAUAGCAACCGCUACAAAAGACAUUUUGAACCUUUGUCCAUACACAAGGGAAGCAGUUGUAUGGGAGGAGCUAUGCCAGCUGCGCUAUUCCAACCAAAAUUUCUUUGGCCAGGUGAAUGUCACAGGAAACAGGGACCAACAUAACUCGCAGAAUAUUUCCGAACCAUCACAUUUCAAUUCUGUUGUUAAGGAGACUUUGAAUAACCUUACGACCGAGGCAGCAGCUUUCAAUCUUUCAGCUAAAAUGUAUGCUACCGGAGAAGUAGAGUACUUUGAGGAUAAAACAAUAUAUGCUCUUGUGCAGUGCACAAGAGACUUAUCUGGUGAUGGCUGUAAUUCAUGCCUUAAGAAGGCCAUUGCAGAUGUAUUAAAGUGCUGCUACUUCUCCAUCGGUGCAAGGCUUUUUAGUCCUAGUUGCUUCUUGAGGUAUGAGUUCUACAACUUUUAUGGCGCGACAUCUUCAGUGAAUGGCCAAGGAUCAGGAAGCGGUGGAAGGAAAAUAUGGAUGAACAUGAUUAUCAUUAUAGUUGUAUCAGCAUGCUUCGCGAUGGUACUUUUUGCUUCCAGCAUUUAUUGUCUUGCGAACAAAAAGGCUCGGAAACGGAAGAAAGAAGUUGUUUGUCAGCGAGCAAAUAAUAGUACUAAUCCUAGUGUCUCACGCUUUCAUCACCGCAAUUUUCAAGGAAGAUAUGAGCCACAAGCUCAAGAUUUCCCCUAUAUUGAGUUGGCAUCAAUACAAGCAGCUACUGACAACUUCUCCGAUUCAAAUAAGCUUGGGGAAGGUGGUUUUGGUCCUGUUUACAAGGGUUUACUAAGUGAUGGAAAGGAAGUAGCGGUUAAGAGGCUGUCCUUCGGUUCCGAGCAGGGUUCAGAAGAAUUUACAAAUGAGGUUCUACUUAUAAUGAAGCUUCAACACAAAAAUCUUGUCAAGCUUCUUGGUUUUUGCGUAGAGGGAGAGGAAAGGCUGCUUGUUUAUGAAUUCAUGCCCAACAGCAGCCUAGAUGUCUUUCUCUUUGAUCGAAGCAGAUGUGCACAACUCAGUUGGAGCAGACGACUUAAUAUAAUAGAUGGAAUCGCAAGGGGAAUUCUUUAUCUUCACCAGGAUUCUCGACUUAGAAUCAUUCAUAGGGACAUAAAACCUAGUAAUGUCUUACUGGACAAUGACAUGAACCCCAAGAUCUCAGACUUUGGAAUGGCAAGGAUCUUUGCUGGAAGCGAGGGCGAAGCUAAUAAUACUGCUAAAAUUGCUGGGACCUACGGGUACAUGGCUCCGGAGUAUGCAAUGGAUGGACUAUAUUCCAUUAAGUCUGAUGUGUUUAGCUUUGGUGUACUCUUGAUUGAGAUCAUGUCUGGGACAAGAAAUGCUGGCUUCCAUCAAUCAAAACGUGCUCCUAGCCUACUAGCAUAUGCAUGGCAAGUAUGGAAUGAAGGAAAAGCAAUGGAAUUGCUGGAUCCUUUAUUGAUUGACUCAUGCUGUGAAGAUGAUUUUUUAAGAUACAUUCAUGUCGGAUUGCUGUGUGCGCAAGAGGAUGCAAAUUAUAGGCCAACCAUGUCAUCUGUUGUUGCGAUGUUGAAGAGUGAACCUGGAACUCUUUGCCAACCUGAGCGACCUGCCUUUUGUGUGGGCAGAUUCAUUGAUCACGACGAAACAGAUCCCGACAGACUCUCUUUCAAUGGCUUGUCGAUUUCCAAUAUUGGGCCACGGUGAUCGAUGGAGCCAUGAGUGGAUCCUCUGAAACUUCAUGUUCAUGUCUCUUUCUUUAAUUGGUGUAGAUCAACUAGACAGCAAUACAACUUUGUAUUCGACUGUUUUCUAAUAAUUCACCUAUAUAUGUAUGCAUGCAAGUGGUUUUUGUCAGCUCCUAGCUA